This is a messenger RNA of Calliphora vicina (urban bluebottle blowfly), 1086 nucleotides long. RefSeq names its product putative gustatory receptor 59d. The record is from RefSeq and is a predicted model, not a curated record. Bases 1 to 1086 code for a protein of 361 amino acids. Gene Ontology annotation, biological process: sensory perception of taste. Gene Ontology annotation, cellular component: membrane. NCBI's taxonomy places the organism in Eukaryota, Metazoa, Arthropoda, Insecta, Diptera, Calliphoridae. The transcript has a single exon.
AUGAAACGGUCAACACGUUGGAUGAUUGUCAUUGUUUAUUAUACAUCACAACUAUUGGGAAUGGUGGCCUUUACCUACAACUAUGAUACGGGCAAAUUGAAGACAACUUUUCUCAGCACAUUCUACAGCUCUAUGGUGAGCAUGCUGAUGUUUAGUUCGGUAACACUAAUAUUUCGUAUACAAUGGAAACCCAGAAAUGCCAAUGGUCCGGAAUUACAUUUCAAAAUCACAGCCUUAAUGUGUUUGAUACGCAUAGUAGCCAUAAUAAUGACGGUGCUAUUGAAUUGGUCCAGACGCAAGGAAUUCAUUAGAACCAUAAAAGCUUUCCAACAUGCACGUGACAGAUUAUUAAAAAACUCUAAAAUGUCGGAAAAAGUGCUGAAGAAUUUCGAAAAAUCUAUAAGAACAAAGUUUUAUUGGGGUUUAAUAUCAAACAUAAUAAUAUUUGUGAAUUCCUAUGAUAUUCUUCGGGGUAUUUUUGAUAUUGAUUCGCCCAUAAUAAUAACGGGUUUGGGUACUAUGGCCACUGUGCUGAAUCUUAUAAUGACCCACUACUUUUUCGCUUUACUAAAUGUCAAUGCUCUGUUGGCCGUCAUCAAUGAAGAGGUUAAGCAAAUAUUGAAUACCUCCUCGGUGCUGUUUAAGCUACAACGUUUGAAACGCAUAAAACCGGGGGCCUUUGUAACGGCUUGUUGCAAAUUGUCGGAUAAAUUGGAUGAACUGGCCAUUAAUCAAUAUAAUUUACAGAAUAUAGGAGUACGUGUCAAUCGCAUGUAUGAUUUGCAGGGUGUUUGUGUUGUGCUGACUUUGUAUAUGAAUAAUAUCAGUGUCAUUUACAUGUCCUAUAUGGUGGUGCAGCAUGAAGAGUUGUCACAGGAGUAUGGUACUAUCACGUUUAUGGUAAUUAUACCAAUAGCAUUAUUUUUCUACUACAUGGAUUUACAUAUAUUCAUGGUGAAUAUGCUAAAUUUUGGAGACUAUGUGGAGAAGACCGCGUAUUUGUUGAAAAAUCGUCAACCCUGGUUGCCGACAUUGGACGAGAGGUUUGAGAAGAGUGUGAGUAAAUUGGAAAUUUUGUGUUAUUAG